Messenger RNA from Esox lucius (northern pike), 6417 nucleotides. It is a transcript of the gene evpla, whose product is annotated as envoplakin a. Lineage: Eukaryota; Metazoa; Chordata; Actinopteri; Esociformes; Esocidae. Bases 244 to 6207 code for a protein of 1987 amino acids. Gene Ontology annotation, cellular component: cytoskeleton; membrane; cytoplasm. Gene Ontology annotation, biological process: wound healing; intermediate filament cytoskeleton organization. Gene Ontology annotation, molecular function: structural molecule activity; cadherin binding. The record is from RefSeq and is a predicted model, not a curated record. The transcript has 22 exons.
ACCGGUUGGCCUCGUCCGGUGGAACUGAAGAUGUUUGGGUAUUGAGUAGACACACCUGUUCACUGGGAGGGGCCUAGAUACACUUCUGAGCUUAAUCACAGCGCUGACACCAAAACGGACACCCACACACAUACGGAGUGCGUGUUUUUUUUACCGAUCAGAACGAAGAGGGACUAUAAGUGGAUCAACAGAGACUCGAGUGCUGUCCGUUGAGUGGAGUUUCCACGCAUCUAACGAUCCAGGAUGUUCAAGAAGAAGGAGAGUAGUAAGGAGAGUAAGGAUAACUCGGUGAAGGUCUCCGGGAAAGUCAGCCAGUCCACAGCAAACAACCUGGCCUCGGUGAUCGAGCGCAUGCAAAAGAAUGCCGACCAGGUGGAGAAAAAUGUCCUCCAAGCCGAAGAGCUACUCGCUCUGGAUUCGGAGAACGAGAAGAAGGGCCUUGCUCUGCAGCACCACAAAGUGGUGUCCGACAAACUGUCCCAGGCCGAGGGCCUCUUGAAAGACCUCUACCUGGAUGUGGACAAGGCCAAGAAGUUGAAGCACCCCCAAGGCAGUGAGAUCGAGAGCGAUGUUAGUCACCUCCAUGACCGCUGGCUGAAAGACUGCACCUUCUAUCGCGAAAUCUACGAGCCUCUCAAUGACGUCGAGCUGAAGCCCAGAAUCAACUGGGCUACCCUGCUAAAUCAGAAACAGAGGGAGUUGAACACAGAAGAGUAUGGGCCCACCAUGGAUGAUCUAAAGAAGCAGAUUGCCACUCACAACAUUCUGCACAAGGAGAUUGAGUCCUACAACUCUCAGCUCAGUGCAAGCUCUGCCAGUACCAAAGAGGAGUAUGCUACCAUCAAGAAACAAUACAAUAACCUGUUGGACAACUCAAAAUGGAGAGGUCACUACCUUAGCAGCCUACAUGAGUACAUGCAGAGCUGCAAAAAGGAGCUGGCGUUUCUGGAAGAUGAAGAACACAAAGUCCUAAAACAGGACUGGAGCGACAACAUCGUGGACCCCCAGGAUAUACGAAGAGAAUACGAGAAAUUCAAGGACAACAGCCUACUGGCCCAUGAAAGUGAGGUGAACAGACUCCAGGAUGACGGAGAUCGACUGAUCGAACUGAAGCACCCUGCCAGCACCACCAUACAGGCUCAGAGAGAUGACGUGCGGAGAGAGUGGCAGAAGUUCCUCAACCUGUGCAUUUGCAAAGAGACUCAUCUGGAUAACAUUGAGGAUUUCAAGAAGUACCAGCUAGAUGUAGAUACACUCUCCAAGUCUCUGGAUGAACUCAACUCCAGCCUGAAGAAAGUAGAAUCCGGAUCAGUGAAGAGCGGCUCAGCCAUGACUCUGCAACUGGAGGCAGAGGAGAGCACAGUGCAACGUAGUGAGAAGCUACUGGCGGACCUGAGAAAGAGGAGCACCAGUAUCGCCCCCCUCAAGCUGCGCCGCCAAACCCCCUCCAAGUCCACCACUGUGGAGUCCCUCUGCGAUUGGGAGACUGGGAAUGCUGAGAUAUCUCGAGGCGACAAGUUUUCCCUCAAGUCGAAUUCAAACGUUGAGAACUGGGAGGUACUGACCAGCAGCGGGGCACCUUCAACCUUUCCAGGGGUCUGUUUCCAGAUUCCACCACCUGACCCAGAGUCCAUUUCCAUUAUAGACCUACAUGGUGAUGUGCUUGACGACAUCAAGAAAAGGAGGGCUGUUUAUUUAGCGACAACGAAGGACAGCAUCCGUCGCGUCCAAGAGCGACCCGUAAAUGCAGCCCCCCCUCCCAACCUCAAACCUAAAGCUGCUGACAUUCAACUGGACAAGCUGGACGGGGAACUGGUUACAGCAAAGCAGGGCCUCCUGAGCCACAUGAGGGCCCCGCUGGACCGCAGCGAUCCUACCGCCGACCUCACCAACAGGCUGAAGGAGCAGGAGAAAGCGGCUGACGCUCUGGCGGCUCUGGAUCCACCGAAGUUGGACAAGGAUGACUCCAAAGACCUGGCCACUAAACUUCAGGCUGCUAAGGACAAGAAAGAGGACCUUAAAGCUCUGGUCAACCUUUGCAACGAGAAGUCUAAUGCAUCUCUGAACCUGGAGAAGCAGAUCAAGAACGUGGAUGGUAUUGUCUCUGGCUUUGAGAAGAAGCUGAGUGAGGAUGCCCCCAUCCCAGACGAGCCAAAUGCUAUUCAGACCCGCACCCAGUAUAUCCAGAGUCUGCGUAAGGAGGCGUUGGUCUCUCUGGAUGAGGUGAAGAAGCUGGCCAAGAACCUGGAGACCAGUGAGCAGCUGUGUAGUUCCCUGCAGCAAGGAUACCAGGAGUACUGCCCAGACAUUGGUCGCCAAAGGACCCAGGUCAAACAACUACAGAACCGAUAUGCUAACGUCAACAACCAGCUGAAGGACAGAGAGAACCUCUUGCUGCAGGCUGGAAGCAAGCACCAGGAAUUCCAGAGCACAAGCAAAUCUUUGAACUCCUUCCUGGGAAGUCUGCCUAAUAACAAAAUCAGCCCCAGCGAUGACCUGUCAAAGAUCAACACCAAGCAGAUCUCCCAGCAGAGGGUGGUGGAAGACCUCAAGAGAAAAGGAGAUGACUUAGACCGUGUGGUUGAUCUGUCUCAGGACUUGCAGAUUGUCCUCAAUGAUUAUGAGGUCCACACUAACAAAUAUAACAGCACCCUCAAUCUGGGAGCCAAAGAUGCCAAAAACAGUUCCACCCCUGUCCUUGCUGAUGCUGUGCAGAAACAGGAAAAGGCUUUGGUGAACUGCUAUGCUGAAACAUCAGCAGAGAAUAACCAGCUGCUCAAACAAAUGGACUUCGCUAAAAACGUCAUCACUGAGCAAAAACAGCAAAAACAAUCCAUUCAGCCGACUUUGCAACCAUCCAUCGACAUAGCCAGUCUGCAGCAAGAGUUGAAUGUGGAGACUGAUAGACGCAACCGUGCUGAGAAUGAAUUGGAAAUUUUCAGAACCAGGAUGCAGUCUCUAAAAAGCCGCAGAGGAAUGCAUCGAGUGGAGGAGAAGGAGGUGCUCAAGUACUAUCGCGACCCCAAACUAGAAUCCAAUCUGAAAGAUCUGGAGGACCAAAUCCACAAAGAGGCCAUGAAUCGCAGCCGUACCCAGGGAGAAAUCGAGACUGUGAAAAUUAAAAUUGUCACCAUAGGGGAUGAGCUCAAGAAUGUUAAGCCUAAACUAGUGACAAAAGAGGUGACUGAGUUCGAGAGAGAUCCUCAGCUGGAUAUUGAAUCCACGAAGUUAAGAGAUGAGAUUGGCAAAAUUAAGAAGGAGGUUCGUGUGAAAGAAGGAGAAGUCAUUCAACAGAAGACUGAGGUCACCAUCUUGAAUGCGACAAGACCAAACAUCAGGGAGAAGGUUGUGAAAAAGGAAGUGAUUAGAGUGGAGAAGGAUCCAGAGAUGCUCAAAGCUGUUCAAACCUUUCAGACCGAAAUUGUCAGUGAGGGCAACAAGAGCAAAGCUCUGAAUGAUGAGAUCUUUCAGACGAGGAGCCAGAUCAAUGCAUUAGAGAGGAUCAUUCCCACCAUUCAGCCCAAGGUGAUCACAAAGGAGGUGAAAAGAACUGAACAGGAUCCAGACCUUGUCAAUGAAUCCAAGAGGAUUCGAUCAGACCUAGAGGAAGCAAAAGUGGAAACUGACAAUUUGGGCAAGGAGGUCUCUAAGCUCAGAAGUCGCUACACUGAGGUAGGGCUUUGGAAGCCCAAGAUUGAGGUCAAGGAAAUAGUUAACGAGAUCUACCGCAUAGAUCCACAAACAGAGGUGGAGAUAAUGCGUCUAAAGAAAGAUGUGCAAGACGCAAACAGGCAGCGUUCCGACCUAGAGACUCAGAUCACUGUGGUCAUGGCUGAUCUGGUGGCCCUACGUGCAAAGAAACCAAAGGUGGAGAUGAAAGAAGUCAUCCAAGAGGUGGUGAAAGAGGAGAGGAGCCCUGAGAAUGAAAGAGAGAUACAGAGGCUCAACGAUCAAGUGAACCAGCUGCACCAUACUUACAAUGAAAUAGAAGACAAUCUGAACCUCCUCCGAAGGGAGCGGGAAAAGUGGAAAGCGGAGAAAUCCAAGGUGGAGACACAGCUUGUGCCCAAAAAUGUUGUCAAGUAUGAGGAUGAUCCACUCUUGGAGAAGGAGGCUGAUCGGUUAAGAAAGGAGCUACGUGAAGAACAACAGUGUCGCCGUACCACUGAGGAGAUGGUGUUUGACCUGCAAAACAAAUACAUCCUGCUGGAUAGGCAAAGGCCAGAGGAAAAAGUGGUGGUACAGGAGGUGGUGCGUCUACAGAAAGAUCCAAAGCAGAUAGUUGAGCAUGAGAAGCUGGGCAGGAGUUUGGAUGUAGAGGUUAACGCCCGCCGGCAGAUGGAGCUAGAGAUGCAGAAACUCAGAAGCCUAGUGGAGGAGAAGGAGAAUAUCUUAAGGCAGAGUGAUGAACAUCAAAAGAAGAUCCAAGUGGAAUUUGAACUGAAACAGAUCAAAUUGCGCAUCAAAGAGUUGGAGAACGCCCCACCGCCGGUUGAGGAGAGCAUCAUUAUUGAGGAGGUCAUGAAAGUUGAGCGAGACCCCAAACUGGAAACGAUGACCAACGGGCUUCGCUCAGACAUGGACAAAGAAACCAAUGAAAUCCUGAAUCUUCAGAGAAACAUCAGGAACAUUACUGUCAGAAUUGAGCUCCUUCAGCGAGAGAAGGCCGGCGAGAGGACUGUGUACAAAGAGGUGAUUCGGGUAGAGAAGGAUCAGGUUGUAGAAGCAGAGAGAGACCGCCUGAGAAGUCAGGUGAAUGAUGAGAAACAUGCGAGGCAGGACCUGGAACAAAAAAUCCAACAACUUUCUGACAAACUCAACCAACUGAAGAAUAGUCAAAUCAACACUUCUCGGGAAGAAACCAGUCUGAUUCUGGCCAGGGAUGCCUUACAAAGGGAGAAAGACAACCUUACUCGGGAGCUGAAGAAGUUGGACUCUGACAGGAAGGACAUCAGUUUAUCUUUCCAGCAGCAGACAAAGCUCCUAAGUGAGAGAAGCCAAAUGAACAGGCAGAAGAGCAUCAAGAUGGAAACCGAUGUGCAGCGUCUUGAAAGGGAGAUACUGGAUGAAAAAGAUGUGAUCCACCAGAAAGACGGCAAAAUCAGGGAACUCCAGAGGGAGAAGGAGAAGGAAGACCGAGCAGAGACCCAGACCAAGGAGACCAAUGUUUCCACUAGAAUCACAAUUUUGGACCCUGACACCGGCAAGGAACUGUCGCCAUAUGAAGCCUACAUGCAGGGUCUAAUUGACCGAAGUCAGUACAUGCACCUGGAAGAGCUGGAGUGUGAUUGGGAGGAGAUUACUUCCCUGGGUCCUGAUGGGGAGACCUCGGUGCUGCAGGAUCGCAAGAGCGGUAAGCAGUACUCCAUCAAAAAUGCCCUGAGAGAUGGCAGACUCAACCAGCAGGAUCUACAGAAAUACAAGGAUGGAAAAAUGCAUAUAUCAGAGUUUGCCCUCCUGGUAGCGGGUGAAAAAGAAAAGCCGCUCAAGUUCAACUCUAUCACACCAACUGCAUCGUCACUAGUGAGGUCAUCGCCGACCAGCCAACCACCUGCCACUGUCCCCCGGGAAAUGUAUCCCAUCUCCGGGGUAAUUGACACGGACACAAACGUGUGCUUCUCCAUCCGCGACGCAGCGUCCCGCAAGCUGAUUGACAACGGCACGGCCCAGAAGCUGCUGGAAGCCCAGGCCGCCACAGGGGGUAUUGUUGACAUCAGCAACAAGGAGAGAUACUCCGUCCACAAGGCAGCUGAGAAGGGCCUCAUCGAGUCCGGCCAGCUCCAGAGGUUACUUAACGCCCAGAAAGCCUACACUGGGGUGGAGGACCCGAUGACCAAAGAACGCCUGUCUGUGGGCGAGUCCGUCCUGAAAGGGUGGAUGCCCAAAGAAACCGCCUUACGUUACAUGGAGGCGCAGUACCUGACGGGAGGCCUGGUGAACCCUAACAACACGGGACGUGUGGGGCUACAAGAGGCCAUGUCGGCCAAGAUGAUUGACAGCACCAUGAUGAGAGAGCUUCAGUCCGAGUACAUCUACACAAAGGAUAUUGUAGACCCUAAUACAAAGGAAAAGAUCAACUACAAGCAAGCGAUGGCCCUCUGCAAGACAGACCCAACCUCUGGCCUCCUGAUGCUGCCUGCCUCCUCCACAGCGUCCAGCAGCACCUACACUAGAUACAAUCCUCAUUCAUACUCUUCAAGAUACUAGAUCUGCUCACAGUGUGUCCAGAGGGUAAUUUUAUUAUUAGGGGAGAUUCUUUUUAAAAUGUUAUUGCAUUGUAUAAACAUAAGAAUACUACCAGAACUUGUAAUUUAAGUCUUAAUCCUGCAUAUUUCAGAGAUCAUGAUUGUUUUCCGUUGAUGUGUUUUUGUUUACUAAAUGUAUUUGAAGUUGGCAGAAAUACAGAUACAAGCUUUA